Molecule: messenger RNA, 1820 nt
Organism: Blepharisma stoltei
Lineage: Eukaryota; Ciliophora; Heterotrichea; Heterotrichida; Blepharismidae
Source: the annotation of a GenBank genome assembly
AUGGCAUUCUUGCAAAAAAUAGGAGCAGAAAAGGUAAAAUACGAGUUAAAUGUAAACAUCCAUUAUGUGAAUGCCAAACUAACUAAUAAGGAAAAGCUAAAAGUUCUUGCUAAAAGAGGACGAGGGCUUGAAGAAACACAACCAAUGCAAUAUGAUUCUAUCCGUUCUAAUGUAAUUUUUGAGUAUCCCUUAUCAUUUGAGAUCACAAUGCACAAGAAAAGCGAAAAAUAUGUUAGGAAAAUUAUUAGCUUUAAACUUAUAUGGGUUUAUCACUAUUUUAGAUCGCUAUAGGCCAUUUAUUUGUAAGAAAAAUGUAUAAACUCCUUGAUUUCAUCGAAGAAAGUUAUAUAUGAAUCUUAACUUACUUGGGUAAUCGAGAAAUCCCCAGCCCGAAGAUUAUUGCACUUCUCGCCAGUCCGCACACAGCUUUAAAUUUGUUGCUUUUUCUGGACUGGGGAUUGGCCACCGCGCAUCGAUUGGUUAUAAACUCCUCUAUCACAAACUGAGCUUCCGUUUUACAUAUCCAAGUUCUAUCUCCCCAUGGGGAAAAGUCCAACCUGGAUAUAAGCUCUGGCCGGCCCAGUGUUAUAGCUAAGCCGAAGCCAGGCUUGAUACACAUUCAUGGACUCCUUUUCCCUUUCACCAGGUUUCAGCCCUAUUUCGGGGCAUCAGCUACAAGUUUUAAGAGGAUAUGCCUUCUCACUACAUCAUCAUUAUAAUUUGUUAUCUUUAUAAGCCAAAAUAAGCCCUUUGCUUUUCUAAAUAUUUGAAGGCCAAAUCCAUUUGAAAGAAAAAUUGAAUGCUAAUAAGAUCCAAAUGAAGUUUUCAUCUAUAGAGCUCCAAGGAGAAAAAUCUAUUACUAUCGGAAAAGCUGAGUAUGAUUUUUCUGAUCUUGCAAAUAAUUUCGGAAUUAACGCAGAAAAACUAGAGCUCCCAUUAAAAGGCUGCUCAGACAAAUCUGCUAUGAUAUGUGUAAGUAUGAGCCUUGACCACAUCAAUAAAAUAAGGUCUCAUACAGCAGCUACUCUACAUAUUGAUAAUAAGUUCCAAGAAAGUGACGUUUCUCUUCAAAAAGUCCACAAUGAGCCACAAUUUUUACCAAAAAUUCAGCCUAAGAGAGUUAUCGUAUGCAAAGGCUCAGGAGAUGAAGAAGACACCUAUGAUAUUCUCAGCCAAUCAACAAUAAUCACAAGCACCAAAGAUUUUGAUUUACUUAUUGAUGAAGCUCCAGGUAUAAACGACAACAAAGUCAAGGAUAAAAAAUUUAUUUCCAAGGAUACAAGUGAUAUAAAAAACCAGAGAAAUCGAAGUGGGACUGUCCCUUACCAAGUAGAAACUAAUUUCCAGCAAAAAUCUGUGCAAAAUAAUGAGCAGCACAAACAAUUAUCUGUUGAAGUAUAUACUUCUAGGCCAAAAUCAAAUACUAUUGCAGAUCCGACCUCACCUGUAGAUUCAACGUCAAAAGGAGACAAACUAAAAUGACUGGCUGAUUUUGAUGCAGCUCAAAAAAAGUUUGUGGAUCCUAUCUUUCCUAUAUAUGAUAAAAUUAAAAAAAAUAGUAUGGAAUAUAAAUAUUUGUAAUUGUAAUAUGAAGGGGUAAGGAUUCUAAUAUUGAUUCUGAAGAAUCAAGCUCUGAUGAAGAUUUACUUGAUGUAAGCUCUGAAGUUCAGACGACUCCGCCGAGAUCAUUUAUGAAAGAAAUUAAACCAAAUAUGAAAAGUCAUGAAAAAGAAAUUGAAAAUAGAGAAACCAAUGCAGGCUUGUCUGGACCAGGACAAGGUUCGACUUGUGCAGCUUGCAAGGGGUGCAUUUUACUUUAG